Molecule: messenger RNA, 2121 nt
Organism: Cylicocyclus nassatus
Lineage: Eukaryota; Metazoa; Nematoda; Chromadorea; Rhabditida; Strongylidae
Source: the annotation of a GenBank genome assembly
AUGCGGUGGAUCGCGCUGCUGCUGUUGGCGGCGGUCGGCCGAGCUGCCGAGGAGGAGCACUACAUCGACGUGAAGCAGAUCGUGAAGGGUCGUCCUGAUUUGCCAUUGAUGUUCUCACCCGAGGCCGAUGUUUCCGUUUUGUAUCAAGCGUUGAAAUCGGGCACCGUCGAAGCAAUCGCCAAGUUGCCGAUGGCGCAAAACGACAGCGAGGCGAAUCGCGAGAAAAACCCAGACGAGUUUUACAAGCUGUUUCAACUACCAGCCGACAUCAUGACCAAGUUGGCUGCCGACGCCGGCUACAUCGAACACCCUCAGACCACCACAAGCGCACCUUGGAUCGUGCGGAGAAAAGUUCACAGAAGCUCUGAAGAGGAUAGCGCCUUCACACAGAACUCCGAUGAGGAGGAAGAAGAAAGGCCAAAGAAAAAGAAGAAGUACCACAAGAAGAAAGACCCAACAUUAAUCGCGAUAUCGGACUUACUUCCAAAAUUGGACACAACCUCCCAAGUGCCAGUCGCUCCACUACAGCAAGGAUUGGGAGCUACUUCUAUGUCCAAUCCCGUCCAUCUGCGCACGCUUCCCAUAGUGCAAAGCGAUACUGGACUUCCUCAAACUAAUGUCCAACCCCAGUAUGCCUAUCAGCCAAUCGUUCAGCCAGAUGGAAAAACGUAUUACCAACAAGUGCUCAUUCUGCCUGGGAGAGUAGUCAGCAGCAAGGAUUCACUGCCGAGCCAACCACCUGUGGAAUCGUCGCCUUUUAUACAAGAAAAACCAAGGAAUGUAGUCCAAGCUGCUUACUCGGUCGAAGCCCCAACGUUCCCUCCUCCAGUGGAAGUGUAUCGUCGAAGUCCCAUUCCUACCACUACCCCUGCACUAUUUUCCCAAUCAACAACGACUAAGCGCUUAUAUCCACCACGGUUCAUAACACCUAUCAGCAAUGCACAGUUCCAGCAAGACAUCCUUGGGACACAAAUACCUCAGAGCGAUCCUAUUGCCAUCACCUCGUCGCAGCAGCCACUGUCUUCCACGUCCAGCACGAAUGGCGAUUAUCCAACUACGAAAAUUUUCAAGACAUAUCUGCCCAGCGAAGAGGAACAACGAAGAACAGCCCGAGUUUUCGCAGAUGAGGCUGCCGUGCCUCCGAGAUUGGCGCUAAAGGCCACACAAGCUAGUCCACUUCGGAUUCGGACCAUCGAGACAGCAACGGCUGCAGAAAUGGAUCAAAUUCGAACUCUCACAAGGGGAGAAGAACUGAGAGAGGUCAUGGAACAACGCAGGGAGGAAGUGGAGUCGCAGCCGCGAAAGCGAAAACUGCGGAAGAUGCGAAAGUCGAGGAAACCAUCGAAAAAGAGCAAAUCCAUGGACCAGGAUAGCAUAGAAAUGCGAUCGCGGGAAAAGACAUCCGAAGAGUACGAGAAGAGCCAAACGAAGGCACCUGAAACGAAAUUUCUCGAGCGCGUGCCAGUUUUGACACUUCCUGCUAUCCGAAAGCAUGAACGAAUGUUUGCAUCGAAGACUUGGAAGAAGAGAAAGUACGAGCCGGUCGAUACGUACGUUUCCAAGGAGCUGCAGAGUUUUGAAGAGAAAACACCCGCGGAUGAGGACACGACGGAGCCGCCAAAGAAAAAGCGAAAGACCAGAAGGAGCGGAAAAACCAAGAAACCUUUGAGAGUUUACACACAAAAUGAUGACGUCGGCGUAAAGCAAGAAGAUACCGCUGAAAACAACUACAGACAGGAACCCCAACAGGCGGAACCUGUGACUUCGGCUCCAUUGAAGCGCAAAACUCUACGCUUACGGAGAUUCAGGGAGAGAACGGAGUCGAGCCGAGCGAGGAGCGAAGAACGAAGUGGGGAGAGUCGACCAGUACGAACGAAAAAGUUAAAGAGAUCCAAAAGGGUUAAGAAAGCUAAGUCGUCGAAAAACAGCAUGUCGUGGAAUGACUCGAACCUUCCACAUCGGCAACACUGCUUGAAUAUUCGAACAUUUGCACGGCAGUUUGGCAUCAAUGAUGUGGACGAGUUUUCACGGGACCACUGUGCCUUCAUCGAAAACUACUACCCACAACUGACGUGUGAGAGAAGGCAGGAAUACGUUGCCGAGUGCCAGAAGUACUACUAA